Coccidioides immitis RS is the source of this 960-nucleotide messenger RNA. RefSeq lists its product as uncharacterized. NCBI's taxonomy places the organism in Eukaryota, Fungi, Ascomycota, Eurotiomycetes, Onygenales, Onygenaceae. The record is from RefSeq and is a predicted model, not a curated record. The coding region runs from base 1 to 960 and encodes 319 amino acids. The transcript has 4 exons.
AUGGCGCCUGAAGACCUGUCAGCAACCUGGUCUGAGUCUCCCUAUCACGGCCAAAUGAACAACAUCAUGGACCAGCAAUGGGUCUCCCCAAGUGUCACAUAUGAGAGCGUUGCUCAUAGCUACACCAGCGCCCAUCCGAAUCCUGCUUUAUUAACACCUAUCAGCACCUCCAACAGCGUCUACCUUGAUCCAAGGCAAAGUCCUCCACAGCAUGCGCAGUCGCACGAGUUUCAAUAUCACAGCAUGAACUCCACUGGUGUCUCCCACGGACUGGGAAUCAGUAGUUUAGGCUAUAUGCAACCCGGAAUGACACUGUACGAUCAAACUCCAAACGCACUUUCUGGACAGUAUGACCCCCACGCACAACUGCGACGACACGCCGAGAGAGCAGCCAGCGACCACGCCUCGAGAUCGGGAGGAAGACCACUCUCUUCUAGAUCGACCCCUGUCGCAAUCGCACCCAACCCAGCCGGGAUAAGACAGAUGGAGCAGGAACGAAGACUGGGCCAAGAACUCGAGUCGCAGCGCCAACCACGACGGGCACGGCGACCCAGAAGACGAUCAUCCAUCCUCGACGAGGAAACCAACCUCACUCUCCAGCUCCGGGAGCAAAACGUACCCUGGAACGAGGUUGUCAAGCGGGUCAAUGCUGCUUUUGGUGGAAACCACAACGCGUCACGUCUUCAGAUGCGGAUAACACGCCUCAAACAACGCAUGAGAGAGUGGUCUGAGGACGAUAUUCAAGCGCUUCGGAAUGCUCAUUCAUAUUGGGAGAGAGAUAAAUUUGAAAUCAUCGCAUACAAGAUGCAAGAAUACAGGACCACCAGAGGUUGGACGGCAUCACAGUGUCAGCAAAAAUGGCAAGAAUUACAGCUUGAGCCGUGCGAGAGUCCCAGGAGAAGUCAAAGUCCCGAAGAUGAAGACGAGCCUCCUGAUUACCCCAACAAAAGGCGACGAUAG